Molecule: messenger RNA, 611 nt
Organism: Mesitornis unicolor (brown roatelo)
Lineage: Eukaryota; Metazoa; Chordata; Aves; Mesitornithiformes; Mesitornithidae
Gene: TMEM154
Product: transmembrane protein 154
Exons: 5
Source: RefSeq, a predicted model, not a curated record
AUGUCAUGCCAUGAUCAGACUCUCUUUCGGAGGGAGCUCGUAGAUGUUGUCAAGUUCUCACCAUGUAAAAAGUCUGACACAUGGGUGGCCCGAAAGAGAGAGCAGCCCCUGUGUGACAACCCAGGCACUGAAAGCUAUGGUUCAGGAGAUGGAUCCCCAAUAUUAUCCACCGUUGCAGUAACGCCGUCUCCUACUACGCAUAUUUCAACUGCGGGUGACCACAAGCCAGUACUUGUCACUGUGAGCACUAUCGAAAGCGGUUUUGAAGCACAAAGUACUCCAAGUCCUGAACUGAAUCCUGUGGACAACCAGGACAGCCUGGAAGCAUCAGAACCAUCUGUCUUGAUAUACGUUGUCCCCGCUGUGCUGCUGGUCCUGCUGAUUUUGCUGAUUGUAUUUUUCGUAAGACACCAUAAAAGGAAAAAGUCUAAGCAAGAUGAGCUGGGAAGUGAAAAUGUGAAAAGUCCUAUUUUUGAAGAAGACACGCCCUCUGUUAUGGAGAUAGAAAUGGAAGAGCUUGAUAAAUGGAUGAACAGCAUGAACAGAAAUGCUGACUGUGGAUGCUUGCCUACUGUAAAUGAAGAAGAAAAAGAAUCAAUUGCCAACCCAAG